GUCUUAAUAAUCGACGGUUCAUAAUCUUUUAAAUCCAGAUCCUCCACCCCCCCGAUCCGAAGAACUCGGCUCUGCAAAAUUUCAGCAAGCUUUAUUAACGAAAUCCCAAAUCAAAAUAACCCGGAGAAUCGAGAAAUCAUAAAAGAGACUCGAUCAAGAUUCAACCUUUAUCCCAAUUUUGACCACCUCAAAUGGCCCAAAACCAAAGACCCAAAAGCCUCCUUGAUUCCUUAGGUGAAGAAAUCAUCAGAAUCCUAACCCCUGUUUCAAUCUGCAUGUUUUUAGUCGUCCUUUUGAUCUCCAUUCUCAACUCAAGUUCUUCACUUUCCGUAACAUCAAUUGCAACUAUAGCUUACUCAGAAACCACCUCAGAUUCAUCCUGGGACAAAUUCCUGGGUGCCCUUUUGAAUUCCUUGGCGUUUGUUGCCGUUGUCACUGUUGCUACCUUCAUUUUGGUGCUCUUUUUUUACCUCAGAUGCACCAAGUUCUUGAAAAUAUACAUGGGUUUUUCUUCUUUCGUUGUUUUGGGAUUCAUGGGUGGUGAAAUCGCCUUGUUUCUGACUGAAAAAUUCAGUGUCCCUAUUGAUUGCAUUACCUUUUUUGUGCUCUUGUUUAAUUUUUCUGUUAUCGGUGUUUUGGCUGUUUUUAUGUCGAAAAUGGCGAUUGCUGUGACACAAGGGUACUUGGUUUUGAUUGGAAUGUUGGUUGCUUAUUGGUUUACUCUUUUGCCUGAAUGGACUACGUGGGCGUUAUUGGUUGCAAUGGCAUUGUAUGAUCUUGCUGCUGUUCUACUGCCUGUUGGACCUUUAAGGCUCCUUGUAGAGCUUGCUAUGUCGAGGGAGGAAGAUAUUCCGGCUUUGGUUUACGAGGCUAGGCCGAUUAUGCAUCAUGUUCCUGCUUCGGGGCAGGUUCAAAGACGAAUUUGGAGAGAAAGGCGGAAUGUUAGGCUAGAUUCGGAGGGUAAUUCAAGUUCGAAUAGCAAUGUUGAUGUUGUUUCUGAUUCGAAUUCUAGUGUUAGUAUCAUUCAAGCCAAUCAUAGUGGUACAAGAAUCGCUAGAGUGGAAGAGGGGCAGGUUUCGGAGAGGGAUGCUGAGCUUUCAGAACCAUUGAUUGAUCAGAGAAUGGAUGAUAUGUCGGCUGAAAGCUUGAUGCUAGAAAGUAUGGGAGGCUCGUCCGGUGCUAUCAAGCUUGGACUGGGGGAUUUCAUCUUCUACAGCGUGUUAGUCGGUAGGGCAGCGAUGUAUGAUUUUAUGACAGUGUAUGCAUGUUAUCUUGCAAUUGUAGCUGGAUUGGGCAUUACAUUGAUUCUAUUGGCGUUGUAUCAGAAAGCUUUACCGGCUCUUCCCGUGUCGAUAGCGCUCGGUGUGUUGUUUUAUUUCUUAACAAGGUUCUUACUUGAAGUUUUCAUUGUACAAUGCUCUUUGAAUCUCGUGAUGUUUUAAAGUUUUAUAUCAUUUCAUGCUUUAAAUCAUAGACAUAUGGUACCCUAAAUUCUAUUAUCACUUCUUAUGAGUCAUUUUCUUGAUCA
Molecule: messenger RNA, 1528 nt
Organism: Hibiscus syriacus
Lineage: Eukaryota; Viridiplantae; Streptophyta; Magnoliopsida; Malvales; Malvaceae
Product: presenilin-like protein At2g29900
Biological process (GO): protein processing
Cellular component (GO): membrane; nucleus
Molecular function (GO): aspartic endopeptidase activity, intramembrane cleaving
Source: RefSeq, a predicted model, not a curated record